AUGAGCACCGACAAGAAGCUUUUACAUCUGGUGAAGAAAUAUAUGCCAACGAGGCCAGACGAGCCGCCCAAUGCUGACUAUAUCAUGAACUGCUUGACUACGAAUCACCCGGAAUAUCGGCGAAAAUUUCAAACGAAAUUCAAAGUAAACGUCGAACGAGCCAUCGAGGAAAUUGUCAAGGCGGAUGAAGGAGCAUCGGAAUCAACAUCAAAGAAAAGACCCCUGGAAGAAGAUCCAGAGGAAGAAGAGUAUGAGAAAAAGGCACGUGAACACGAUUUGCAGCGAAUUGGCGAAACAAACAGUCUAAACGCUUCCUUGGUGCAGAAAUAUCGAAAGAUGACUGAAAUCAAAGACAAUGAAGCGAGAGAAAAAGAAAAGACCGAGGUUGAGAAAAUCACACCGAAGAAAAGUGGCAAACGGAAAAAAGCUCAAAGGCGGGCUUCGGCGAGCAACCCAGAAUUUCCUGGGGCUAAAGACUUAGACGUGAUUGCUCCUGUUCCUCGUCCAAGCGAAAGAUACUCUGAUUUGGGAGGUAUGGACGAUGUGCUUCAGCAGAUUCGCCAGCUUGUAGAAUAUCCACUGGUACGGCCAGAAAUAUAUCGGCAUUUGGGAGUUCAUCCUCCGAGAGGUGUUUUGCUUCGGGGUCCUCCAGGGUGUGGAAAAACGCAUCUCUCCAAUGCCAUUGCAGGUCAACUUGGCGUCCCGUACUUUCGAGUUAGUGCUCCAGAACUCGUCUCUGGUAUGUCGGGAGAGAGCGAAGCUCGAAUUCGUGAUUUAUUUAAGGCAGCAUCGGAGGCCGCUCCAGCAGUUGUUUUCUUGGACGAACUUGAUUCCAUCGCUCCCAAAAGAAGUGACGGGGGAUCUAGUCGAGGAAUGGAAAAGAGAAUGGUGGCUCAGUUGUUGACCAGUUUGGAUAUGUUGGAUCCAAAAUACAACCGGCAACAAGCAGCUGUGAUCGUUUUAGGUGCAACGAACAGACCUGACAGCAUCGAUUCUGCACUGCGGCGGGCUGGACGUUUCGACAAGGAGAUUCUGCUUGGAGUCCCAGAUGAGGAUGCUCGUAUUGGCAUCUUGCAGACUAUGACCAAGGACAUGAAAUUGGGCGGGGACUUUAAUUUCAAAGACUUGGCUAGGAGGACGCCGGGGUACGUGGGUGCUGAUAUCCGAAGUUUAACCAAAGAAGCUGCGGUCAUUGCCAUCAACCGCAUAUUCAAGGAUGUUCUAAAGGAUCAAAAGCUACCCUCUGACGAUAUUGAAAAUGCAGAUGGGGAUAUUUCGUCCGUUACGCCGCUGACAGAGGAAGAGAUGGAACCAUUACAUGUGACAAUGAAUGACUUUUUGGAGGCUGUGCCCUUGGUGCAACCAUCUAGCAAACGCGAAGGAUUUGCCACUGUUCCAGGAGUUAGCUGGGACGACAUAGGUGCACUAGGUAGCAUUCGGGAAGAAUUGGGACUUAGUGUACUGGAACCCAUUCGAAAUCCAGAAAAGUUUCAAGCUUUGGGUAUUCCACUUCCCGCCGGUGUCAUGCUCUACGGACCUCCCGGAUGUGGAAAAACUUUAUUGGCCAAAGCCAUUGCCAACGAAAGUGGUGCCAACUUUAUCAGUGUCAAGGGUCCCGAACUCUUGGACAAGUACGUUGGGGAGAGCGAACGAUCGGUCCGCUUGGUGUUUGAGAGGGCGCGUAGUUCAAGCCCUUGCAUUGUAUUUUUCGACGAGUUGGAUUCGCUGUGUCCCAAACGUGGAAGCGAUGGAGGUGGCGGUGGAGGAGUCAGUGAGCGCGUGGUCAAUCAAUUAUUAACUGAAAUGGAUGGUCUUGAGAGUCGCCGAAGCGUCUUUGUCAUUGCAGCUACAAAUCGCCCGGAACUGAUCGACCCUGCUAUGAUGAGACCUGGUCGAUUGGACAAACUACUGUAUGUACCGCUUCCAACACCGGACGACCGAUACGCCAUUCUGAAAGCCCUGGCAUUCAAGGUAAAGCUUGGACCAGAUGUAGACUUGAAGCAGAUCGCCCACAGCCCUCGAGCCGAAGGAUACAGUGGUGCUGACUGCGCUGCCCUGUUGCGAGAGGCAGGUUUAGCCGUCUUGAAGGAAAGCAUGAAAAAAUCUGUUGCCAUGCCUGACAAUUCUGCUUCCUCCGCCCUCCCCGACGAAGCUCCGGCGGCUCUUUGCAUCAAAGAAAGUCACUUUCAAUACGCCUUUGACCACGUCAUACCAUCCGUUUCACGCAAAGAUCAAGCUCGGUACAAUCGAAUGCGAGACCGCAUGGCGCAUGCCCGUAGCCGUGGUGCAGUAGUAUCUGAAGUGAAAGACGAGGAAGAUGGAGUGGACGAGAAAAGUAGCAAAACAACAACACCGAGCGGAAUCAAGUCGGAAGACAAGGAUGAAAACACGAAUAUGGAGCAAAGUUAG
Cylindrotheca closterium is the source of this 2409-nucleotide messenger RNA. The record is from the annotation of a GenBank genome assembly. Lineage: Eukaryota; Bacillariophyta; Bacillariophyceae; Bacillariales; Bacillariaceae.